Molecule: messenger RNA, 1822 nt
Organism: Hydra vulgaris (swiftwater hydra)
Lineage: Eukaryota; Metazoa; Cnidaria; Hydrozoa; Anthoathecata; Hydridae
Source: RefSeq, a predicted model, not a curated record
UUAAAAUAUGUGGCCAGAUUUUUCAUCGUGUAGGUAAUCUUAGGCCAGAUCAAGAUAUUCCACCAAUAUAUUCUCAACUAUAUAUUUAUGAUCCACUUGCUGCACUAAAUUUUAGAAUGCAACACUAUGCUAAUGAUCUUUGUUUACGUGAUUUAAUGUUUCAAUUGCAAACUAUAAUUAUGGAACAAAGUCCAUUUGCUCUUGCAUUUAAAAACAUGGCUGAAGUAGAAGAUGAAGAAAUUCGUAAGGCGGCUAUAGAAGGUCGCUCAGCUUCUGUUGUAAAAAUGUCUUUACUUGAAGGCGGUGAUAGACGUCGUUAUAAUCUACCUUCACAUGAUGAAGUUGCAGUUGUAUUUGUUGGCGAAGAUGGUGCUCCCCCCAACUUCCAGGGAAGUUGUUAUAUACCCAAGAGGUCAUCCUUUAAAAAUUGUAUCAAGUAUGUCAGCCAACUUGGAUCCUAUGGUUUAUCCGCUGUUUUUUCCAAGAGGUGAUGCUGGUUGGCAUAAUCAAUUGGUGCAUAACCCUGAGCGUGCCACACUGGUUAGAAAUCAUGUUACAUUAUCUCAGUUCUACAAUUAUAGACUUUCUGUUAGGCAAUUUUUCUGUUCAUUAUUUUAUGGCAAGAAACUAUUUCAGCAGUAUGCUGUAGAUGCAUAUGUAAAAAUUGAAGGCCAGCGUCUUGCUUUUAUCAGAAAUAAUCAAAAUAAGCUGAGAAGCGAGCAGUACGAUGCCUUACAUGAACAUAUUAACAACAUUGCCAAUGAUCGUAAUAUUAGACCAGGGCGAGUAGUAGUUUUGCCAUCAUCUUAUGUAGGAAGUCCUAGAGCUUUAAAAGAAAACUUUGAAGAUGCUAUGGCAAUUAUUAAAAAGUAUGGUAAACCAGAUCUUUUUAUAACUUUUACUUGCAACCCAAAAUGGCGUGAAAUAACAGAAAAUUUAUAUCCGGGUCAGAAUGCGAAUGAUAGACCUGAUUUGGUUACUCGAGUAUUUAAACUCAAGUUAAAUAACCUCCUCAAUGAUAUAUUCAAACAUGGUGUAUUAGGCAAAGUUGUAACGCAUGUUCAGGUUAUUGAGUUUCAAAAGCGUGGUUUGCCGCACAUUUUACUUCAUUUAGCAAAUGAUGAUAAACUUGAAACAUCACAGGAUAUCGAUAAUUUGAUUUGUGCAGAAAUUCCAGAUCCGAUAGUUAAUUGUGAACUUUAUGAUAUUUUGAUUUUUUUUUUUUUUUUUCAGCAUCUUCUGUUUCGAAUGAAAAUGGUGAGAUUCCUUAUCAUUUGAACAAUAUCAAAAUUAUCGUUCCCAACACCCGGGACCUCUCUCAGAGAGGUCCUUCAAUAAAUGGAAACGUAAUGGCGGUAUGGAUGAGUCCUCCUUUAAAUGGACGGCUCAUCCAUACCGGGGUGUUGGGAGACACCGAAGAAAAAACAGCAACCAAAAGGUUGUAAAUGUCUUCUAUCAGUAGAGAUAUUUAUGACUUUUUAGUUGCUGCUUUUUCUUCGGUUCUUUUUUUUUUUUAAUUUUGUAAUUUUUUGUUUCUGUUUUUUUUUUUAAUUUUGUAAUUUUUUUUUAAAAAUAUAUAUUACGUUGUAUAUUUGAUUUGUUUUGAUCUUUUUUAAUGAAAUUUUGAUUUUUUUCUCACCAAUUAAACCUGACUUCAAAUUUAAAGCCCUCUUAAAUACCCCUCCCUAAAUUCUAAAGUCGAAAGUUGAAUUGAUUCAUUAUCCAAUUAUCAUAAUAUAAUGAUGCUGCAUUCUUUUGUUAAAAACAAUUAUUUGGUACUGCUUUUAAAAUUUACCAAAACCCAAGGCAAUAUAUUUAGCUA